GGCUCAGUUACGUCUGGCUCGCGGUGAGGGGAGGUAUAGCGUCCCUUCCCUCCAGCCGACACGCUCUCUGCCCUCCCGACCAACCCCGUGAACUGAGGACCUGUUUUGCGUUACAUCAGCUCUGCCUCUUCACGCGUCUUAGUGUAGGAACAUAUAUAAAGACGAAAGGAAAAGAAGGCAGGAAGAAUGCUUUUGGGAGUUAGUGAAGAAAAGUAGUGAAAUGUGAUGAAAGGAAAAGUGACACAAAGGGAAAAAAAAUGAACAGCAGAAUAUGAAUUAGAAAAAAAAGAACGAGAUAUAAAAAAAAAAAAACUUGAAAGGAAAACAGAACAAACGCAAAACAAACAGCAAAGGAAAACAAAACACACGGAAAACUUGACCAACCAUAGAGAAUAUAUAUAUAGAGAGAAAAAUCGCACUGAACCAAAAAAUAAAUAUAAAUAAAAGAGUGAGCGAGAGAGAGAGAGAGAGAGUGAGAGGGAAGGGGACCAAAUCAAACCCACAAUUUAUACUGCAUGGCGAGGGAAACUGUCGAGCCGUUGAACGUUUGGAAACACUAACACUACACUGAACACGGAGCACUUUGGUGGCGGCAGCGGCGGUGAGGGAAAUAUAUGCGCGCUGGAAAACAACCCCCCCAAAAAAUUACAUACAAAAAAGUUUCAAAGGGAAGUAAAACAAUAGUUACGUCCAAUCAGUGUGUUUAUGAAUAGCUCUCCGCGAUUGGGGAUGUCGAUAGUGGUGAUGCUGAUGAUGAUAAAAGAUAAGAGAGAUGAUGAUAGUUACUGAUAAUGAUGGUUGCGUAUAGUGCUGGAAAUGAACGUAAUGGACAAUGGAAGGAAGGAGAUAUAGACAUGUUAGGUUGGGUUUGUCAGACUGGUGCUGGAUGCUUCGUUUCUCUGAUGCUGUAGUGACUGACUCAAGCUUAGUUUAACACGUGAAUCAGCAUGGGUGAGUGAGUUACGAGUGAGUUAAGAGUGAGUAACCUGCCCCUUCAACCUAACUUAGAGCAGAAGGAAGGGAGACUGUUUUUGGUUGUUAGCGAAGAAAAAUAUCAAUGAAAAUGUGAUAAGAAGAAAAAUUAGUGAAAAGCAGAACUUUAAUUAGAGAAAGAAGAAACAAACCAAAACGAGGUAAAAAAAGUUAAUUAAAAAGUUCUCUCUCAAUUCGAGGCAAACUUAAGUAAACAAUGAUACUAAUAUGACAAAGAAAAAUAAGUGAACAGCAGAACUUGAAUUAGAGAAAAGAAGAAAAAAAGCAGAACGAGAUAAAGAAAGUUAAAAAGUUCUCUCUCUUUCUGAAAUCGUAACAAACUUAUGUAAACAAAACUACCAGAAUGACAAAGAAAAUUAAAUGAACAGCAGAACUUGAAUUAGAGAUAGAAGAAGAAGCAAACCAGGACGAGAUAAAGAAAGUUAAUUAAAAAGUUCUCUCUCUCAAUUCUUGGCAAACUUAAGUAAACAAUGAUACCAAUAUAACACAGAAAAAUAAGUGAAAAGCCGAACCUGAAUUAGAAACAGAAGAAUAAACGAACCAGAACAAGAUAAAAAAGAAACUAUAAAAUAAGUUCUCUCUCUCAUUUCGUGGCAGACUCAAGUAAACAAAGCUACCAAAAUGAAGUGACUUUACCCAAACAUUUCACUUCGUCAUUUGGGGGAGGAAAGAAUACACGCGUUACCCCUCCAAAGGCCCAUGUGAGUAAGAAAUCGGGGCCCCAGGAAGGAAAGGUGAAGCGUGUUGGCGAGGCAGCAAGGAGUGUAAAGUCUUUUAGUGGAGUUCGACGGCGUAAAAGGAGGAUGAGGACGAGUCUAGCGAAGUGACAUAAGACAGGUGGCCGCUCCUUCCUCUCUCCUUACCCGUCCCUCCUCCUCCUGCUCCUUAUCCUCUUUCCCCUCCUCCUCCUCCUCUCUCUCCUACCCUUUUCCAACGCGCCUGACUUGUGAAUCUAAGUAGGAACAUAGAAAAAGAGUGAAGAUAAUGAACUGAAUACGAAAAUUAAGAUAAGAAUAUGUAAGAAAGAAGGAAAAUACAUGAAAAAGUACCUCGAGCCUCCUAUAUACAAGUAAAGAGAAGGGAAAAUCAAGGAAAACACGUAGGGGAAUAAAGUGAGCGAUUCGUUUAGACAAAAAUCUUAUCGCAAUCUCAACUUAAAUGUGAGCAAACAGACUUUCAAGCCCCGAACGAGGGAAGUAAAAGUGUGAUUCAACGAGUUAGACCAAAGUUUGACGAAAUCUUGCCGAAACUUACCUAAUGAGACUAAACUUGAAACUAAUGAAAGAAAGAAGGAAAUUAUAUGAAACAAAAAAUAAAGAAAAAACGAAAGAAGUGCAGAAAAGAAAAUUGAACGUUAUUGAACCAUUGCUUCGACCAAAAAAGAAAAAUAUUGAAAGGAAAAGGGAAACAAAAAAAUAAUUAGAGGGAAAAAACAAAGUGAACAAACAAAAAAGAACAAAGAAAUGAUUUAACUACUCAAAAACAAGACAAAAAAACACUCAACCCAAAUGAAGAAAAAGAACACAGGCACUGAAAACAAAGACAACGACGAAGAAAAUCAUAAGAGUACCCCCAAAAAACACAACCACAAGAAAACAUCGAAAACGGAAAGCGAUCUCAAGCCUCUCGCAUUCGGUUACAGAAGACGGAGGAGGAGGAGGAGGUGAGCGUGUGUGACCCCAGAAUACGCGUGCCACAAGGCCCCUGAGUAACCAUGAGAGGGCCUUGCCUGUACACCGUGAGUCUAGUGGCCUGUGUCAUCGCUGCGGCCUUCACCCUCUGCUACUGCGCCAAGCCGAAGCUGCGAGGAGGACUUGAAAACAGCCCGCUGACGGAGGUUCGGUCGCUGGAGGGCAAGCGUGUGAUGUUGCCGUGCGAGGUGGCGCCGCCCAUCCCCGGAGACGACGUUAUCCUUGUGCUCUUCUACCGGGGCGCGCUCGGAACACCCAUAUACAGCAUCGACGGUCGCAAUGGCCCCGUGCAGCGAGCGCAACACUGGGCGGACGAGGACACGCUUCAGCGACGGGCCUACUUCGACCUCACCUCGCCCCAGCCUGGCCUCGUGCUGCACCCCGUCACGGCCAGCGACGAGGACGAGUACCGCUGCAGAGUGGAUUUCAAGUCCUCGCCCACCAGGAACGUGCGGGUCAACCUCAAGGUCAUCGUGCCCCCUAAAAAGAUCCGACUGGUGAGCGAGGCGGGGCUGGAGGUGAGCGGCUUGAUCGGCCCCUACCACGUCGGAGCCACCUUGACGCUGCAGUGCCACGUGGAAGGCGGCCGACCAGCCCCUUCCGUGACCUGGUGGAGCGAGUCUGUGAUGCUGGACGAUGUAGUAGAGGAGCAGAAGCCGGGAGCGAACCUCAACACCCUCACUCUCCCGGCACUGACUCGCGGCGACCUCUACCGUGUCCUGACCUGCAAGGCGUCCAACUCCAAUCUGUCGGUUCCUCUCGCUGCUGCCGUUACGAUGGACAUGAGCUUUCCGCCGCUAGAGGUCCGCAUCCUGGGUCGCCGCGAUGGGCCGUACUCCGAAGGUCAACAGUACAAGCUGGUGUGUGAGUCCAGCGGCUCCAGGCCCUCGGCUACUAUUACCUGGUGGAAGGACGGGAUGCUGAUGACGGACACUCGAAACCAGGUAUUCCAGGAAGGCAACGUCAGCAGGUCGACGCUCCAUCUGACGCCGACCCUCGCCGACCACGACAUCUACAUAUCCUGCCGCGCCGUCAACCCCCUGGUGACGACGGCCGUGAUGGAGGACUCGACCAAGCUGAACGUGUACUACACGCCCCGCCUCUCCCUAGCGGCGGGCAACAGUCUCAACAUGGACGACAUCAAGGAGGGCGAUGAUGUGUACUUCGAGUGUGGGAUCAAGGCUAACCCGAGCAUCUACAAGGUCCAGUGGUUCCAUAACGGGGAGGAGAUCACCCACAACGUAUCGGCGGGCAUCAUUCAGAGCAACCAGAGCCUCGUGCUUCAGCGGCUCACCAAGACCUCCUCAGGCCAGUACACCUGCGCCGCCUCCAAUAUCCACGGUAGAAGCGGCUCCAACGCGGUCCAGCUCAGCGUCAAGUUCUCGCCCUUGUGUCGGCCCGGCCAGACCCUCGUGUUCGGGGCCGCCAAGAACGAGCAGCUGAACAUCACCUGCAGUGUUGAGGCCCACCCCGAGCCAACCUCCUUCAGGUGGGCGUUCAACAGCUCCUCGGAGGUGGUGGACAUUCCUGCCGCACGUAUACGGUCGGCGGGGAAGAGCAGGAGCCAGGUGAGCUACGUUCCGACUCGCCACCAGGACUACGGGUCGCUCCUGUGCUGGGCGACCAAUGACGUGGGGGUCCAGCGGCAGCCUUGUAUCUACCACGUCAUCCACGCCUCGCCUCCUGAUCCCGUCAACAACUGCACAGUGGAGAACAUCAGCUCGUCGGGGGUCGGGGUCCGGUGUCAGGCAGGGUGGGACGGCGGACUGGCCCAAACCUUCACGUUGUCAGUCACGCACGCUCGGGCUCACACGCGCACAGGCCACCACUCCAGGAAGGCUGCCCCGCGUGUCCUGGCCAAUACCUCAACGGCGCCACGGCCUGAAUUCGCCCUGAGUGGUUUAGAGCCCGGGACGGAGUACUUGCUGACGAUCAUGGGCGUGAACAACAAGGGACAGAGCGAGCCCGUGAGGAUAGCCGUGGUGACGCUGAAGGAUGUGGCGGAGAAGCGCACGAGUCCUGUUGGGAGCGCCCUGGCCCUCACCUCCCUGCUGGGCGUGGUGCUGGGUGUGCUGGCGUCCCUACUGGUGAUGGCGGCGGUGGUGGUGGCGCUGGUGAGGCGGGCACGGACCCAGCAGAAGCCCGAAGUCAAGAUGGUAUACCACAAGGGCGCUGCUGGUCACCACUUGCCCGAUGAGGUGGACGAUUCUAACCCCGAUGUGAUUCCCGUCAAUGAUGACCACCAGGUGCAACAGAGCGCUCAGCAGACGAAGCAGCAAGGCCAACAGCAGCACCCGGGCCAGCAGCAGCAGCAGGAACAGCACCACGCGCUUCAGCAGACAGCAGCAGACGUGGACGCCGCAGCAGACCGCCAGCCUCCCGCCCAUUUGGACUUGUAUGGCGGGGGUGGACACGUGCAAACCCACCUUGGUCAUGAGGGGUCCUUCUACAUCAACCCCGGGACUCUGCUUCGCCAGGGCGGCAUACCAGGGCGGGAGCAGGACCCUCUGAGCCUAGUGGGGGGACCUUUAGCGGCCUCCACCCCCACCGCGGCCACCCCAAACCAGGCCCCGAUGUACUGUUCACCACACCUUACAUCCCUGCCACUGCCCCCUUACCAGUGCGAGGCCGUGCCCUACACCCAACAAGGCACGCCCACCUACCCAAGAGAGGUGUCCUUCGUGCCCAUAUCCUCAGCCUACCCGCAGGAUCUUCACACGCAUCCUGAAGCCUACCCGCAGGACCAUUACACCCCUGACCUGCCCUGCCUUCCGCCUCCCUACCCUACCUACUCUCUCAGCCUUGGACGUGACGGCAGGAUCGGGCCCCAGCAAAGCCCAGGGUGCCUCCCGCCUGGCCCUCACCCCCUAGGCCCCCCGCCACACCCCGAGGCCCUAGGGACGCCCACGACGAGCCCCUGGGACGGCUCGAGUGAACGCAGGGUUAGCCCCGGCCGCGAGAGCUCCGUGUAAGGUGUGACCGCGGCGGCGUGGGCAGGGACGAUUGAACGUCUAAAGAGAGGGAGGAAGACGGUAUUUCUACUCCGACGCUUUGUCUCUCUACGUAAAUGGCUUGGCUGGCUGGUUGGCUGAAUGGCUGACUGUCUAGCUGGCUGGUCCCCGUUCGAGUAGUGUGGAGCAGAAUAUCCACACGGGCGUCUCAGGAGAAUCUGUCCUUCUGUGUGUGUGUGUGUGUGUGUGUGUGUGUGUGUGUGUGUGUGUGUGUGUGUUUCUAUCACUCGACUUUUGUACUACUUGUAAAUCCUCUACAUCAAAUUCUCUAUCUUCGCCUGUCUGUCUGUAUGUCUGUCUGUUUCUUUCUACUUCAAUGUGUAUUUCAAUUUCUCUAUCUCUAUUUCUGUCCCUUUCUGUGUCUCUGUCUCUAUCGUUUCCUCUGUUUCUCUGUCUAUCUAUCGUUGUCUCUCUUUAUCUAUCACUAUCUCUCUCUCCCCCCCACAAGAGUGCUUUAGAACAAUCCGUGAGAUUAUGACAAGAGACCAACAAGUCCCCCUUCCCUUUCGAGGUGCGCGCAGGGACGAGGGCAGCGGACGGGCGGGCCAGCGGGCGAAAUCAGGCCUCCCUCGUUCCCUUCCUUAACACUGUACAUACUUACUGGAGGGCUGAGGGGCGAGGCGUGGAGACCCGUAAGUGUUUCCUUCUGUCUUGAAUGGGUUGGCGUCGCUUUUGUACAUACACAACAAACAUAGAUGGAGUUAAACAUGAAUACAUAUUUCCGUGAUAUAUAUCUCUAUUUGUUUGGAGGAGAGAGUGUUUAUAUGAGGAAAAUGAUGUUAUUGACGUGAAAUCUAAGGGGUGAAUGAGGUAUAGGAGUUGCUGGCUAAGUUACGUCAGAAUAAUCAGUGUAAUCUUGAAACUAUAACAAUACCUUCGAGCUCAGCGUUAUGGACACAUCUGGCAGUGGUAUUGAAGUAGAAUCUAAAGUGUUGAGGGAUUACGAGAGUUGCUGGCUAAGUAACGAAGAUAAUCAGCGUAAUCUUGAAACUAUAACAAUACCUUGGAGCUCAGCGUUAUGUGAGACAUUUAUCGGUAAUAGAGGAAAGUGAUCGUGAGUCCUGACGCAUAACAAGGUCCGAGAGAGAGAGAGAAAGGGACCAGAUGCAGACAUAUGGUACUCGUUGUUGCCUCCAUUGAAACCUUCCUCGAUAAUUAUAAUGACCACUGAUGCUACGGUGCGGUAAGAAGAGAGUGUCUGUCAGCUGUUCCGUUCAGGUAAGGUAGCCACUGUAUAUGAGGAAAUGGGUCGUGGCAAUAUACGGCGUAGGUAGAAGUGGAUGCAAGGGAAAGAGACGGGAAAUGGAGUAUGGAAAAUGUGAUAAAACGUUGACUUCGUAGCAUAACAAAAGAAACUACGUGAAUUAACUUUAGAAUGAGUGCGGAAACUUUUGGAGGAGCGAGAAAAGUUUAGAAAGAAGCAGAAAAGUAUGAUAAUAGGAACAUGAGAGACUGAUAAAACGUCGACUUAACUUUGUAUCCGAAAAAUGAGACCGCGAAAACGUCGACUUAAAAUCAUAAAACAAGUAAAGCUACGCAAAUGAUGUCUCCGAACUAAAAUAACAAGAAACAAAGAACAGGGAACAUUUGAGGUCACUGGAAAUGCCUCUAAACGACCCUAAAUAAACAAGAGUCUGCUGAAACCUGUCCACAAGUCUUACUAAUUAUGUGGAGCGAGGAAAGGCCAAAUUAGGGUUCCAUGUACUGUAUGUUGACUAACUCUUAAAGAACUAUCAAAAUAAAUGUUUGGCGACGGGGAAAUGACAAGGGAGUGAAAAUACAUCAACUAACUAGAGAACUAUCAAACACUCUCACGCAAAUGAUCUCUUAAGUAACAAAAAGCAAAGAACGGGAAGUGUUUGAGGUCACCAGGACUCUAAGCAAGUCUUCGUAACCUCUGCUGAAACCUUGCUACGAGUCUUGCUAAUAUUUGGGGCGAGGAGGCGCGGCGAGUGUUCCGUGUCCUGUGUUAGUCGGUGCCUCCUACAGUGUCCCGGCAGGGCGUCUGGUGUCAUUUUGUUAAGUAUUCGCUGUGUGCUGGCUGGCGGCUCCCUGGGACGCCGCAACGUGUAUCAGACGGACUCGAAACAAGGCUUGAGUUUAGUGUUGCCAAGGGCGGUGUUUUUUGUUUUUGUUUUUUUUUACCAUUUUGGGAUGAUUUUGUUCUGAUCUGAGUUUUAUUUAUUUUUUUCGAUUUAGGGAUUUUUUGUUUAGGUUUCAAGUGUUAUAUUAAAGGGUUAAGAAACUGUUUUUAAGUCCAUUCUGGGUUACUUUUAGGGAGACGGAAGUUAAAUUUAGGGGGGACAGGAGUAAAAGUUUUGGGUUGGAAUAAUUUUUCGAGGGGGGGGAUGGAAGUAGUUUUUAGGGAGAAGGAAUAAUACUGGGGAGGACAGGAGUAAAAUUUUGGGGUGAGAAUAUAUUUUUGGAGGGGUGAGUAAUUUUGGGGCGGGAAUCAUUUUUUCGGGGGUCCAGGAAUAUUUUUUUUCGGCGGGAAGGGGUGAGAGUAAUUUUUAGGGAUAGGGAAUAAUUUUUUGAGGGGACAGGAGUCAAAUUUUGGGGUGGGAAUAAUUUUUAGAGGGGGCUGGAAUAUUUUUUUAGGAGGGGGAGAAUAUUUUUUAGGGGUGUAGGAAUAUUUUGGGGGGUGAGUUGAAUUUUGGGGAGAAUGCACUAUCAAUUUGCAUUUUCUUAUAUACUUUCAAUAUUAUAAUCCUCGAGGGAACGUUAUAACAAGAUAUUUAGUUUUUUUUUUAAGGAUUUAAGUUUAUAGUGUCUCCAUAUAGGUCUUUUUGGGGGCUAAUAUGAUUCUAACACCGACUUGGCAACACUGGAACUCAACGGACCUUUAAAAAUAGAGCUAACAUUGACCUUUUAUAGAGUCAAGAGUCUCAGAAAGGUCACCGCGCGAUCCCCAGACACCGCUGACCACAUCUUUUCCUCCAGCGCUCAAAAUGUGUCUCUGAGGUCACAUCCCUGUCCCUGGAGGUCACUUUACGGAGUUUGGAAGGUCACACUCCGGCCUCCUGACCUCUGACCUCCGCGGUGUGUCCUAUAUAAGCUUUUGUAUAACUCUCAGUGUCAUUCAACGUUAUACAAUGAAAAAAACUAAUAAAACAGACUUUGUAACUGG
Molecule: messenger RNA, 8822 nt
Organism: Eriocheir sinensis (Chinese mitten crab)
Lineage: Eukaryota; Metazoa; Arthropoda; Malacostraca; Decapoda; Varunidae
Product: nephrin-like
Exons: 17
Coding region: 2708-5656 (982 amino acids)
Molecular function (GO): protein binding
Source: RefSeq, a predicted model, not a curated record